AUGGCAGUGAAGGUUCUUUGUGUUGCUGAGAAGAACAAAAUUUCCAAAGGAGUUGCAGAACUUUUAUCAAAUAAACACUUCCAGACAAAAGAUACACGAAAUAAAUAUGUUAAAAAUUAUACUUUCAGAUGUAAACUUCCACAAUGGGGGGACUGUGACAUUACCAUGACAGCGGUGGCUGGCCAUAUAUUAGAAAAAGACUUGCCCAAGGGAUACGGGUGGAACGAUGUGCGAAACGUAGAUUUACUAAGUUGUCCAUUGAUUGACCGAUUUUCAUCUAAAGAUUCAGAGAAAAUUGCAAGCAAUAUCAAAGAUUUAGCUAAAGAGGCAGAUAUAUUGAUGAUUUGGACAGAUUAUGAUAGGGAAGGAGAAUAUAUUGGAUAUGAAAUCAUGGUCCAAGCUCAGGCAGGAAACGGCAGAUUUAACCUAGAUACUACUUAUAGAGCCAAGUUUUCACAUCUUGAGAGAAAUCAUAUAUAUGCAGCCGCAUGUAAUCCUAUAAGGUUAGAUAAAAAUGCAAUACAAGCGGUUAGCACGCGUAUCGAAAUUGAUUUGAGAUCAGGGUUUUGUUUUACCCGACUGUUAACUACAUCACUGAAAUCAUAUUUACAGAAUGACGAUAAGUCACUUGUAAGUUAUGGAAGUUGUCAGUUCCCCACAUUGGGAUUUGUUGUUGAUCGAGCCAAAAGGAUGAAAUAUUUUAAAAGUGAAGAGUAUUGGGGGAUAAACAUAAGUAUUAGGAAAGAUCGCAAAAAGUAUCCAUUUUCUUGGUCAAGAAAUCGUUUAUUUGAUCGUUUAUUGACAAUAUCUAUUUAUCAAAAUUGUAUCGAAAAUCAAGGAGAUAAUGUAGUUGUUACCAAAGUUGAUAACAAGCCAACUACUAGGUAUGCACCUCUACCAUUAACAACAGUUGAGUUGCAAAAAGAUUGCUCGAAGUACUUCAAACUAAGUGCAAAAGACACUUUAAAUGUUGCUGAAGGACUAUAUACAAAGGGGUUUAUUUCUUAUCCACGUACUGAGACAGAUAGCUUUCCAAGCAAGAUGGAUUUUAAAGAAUACAUUGGAAAACAGACACAGUCAUCAGAAUGGGGUGGUUAUGCUAAAAUGUUAAUCGAUGAUCCCUCUAAAUUCAGGAUACCUCGAAGAGGAAAGAACAAUGAUGAGGCACAUCCUCCCAUUCAUCCUGUUUCGUACGCCGGAAGCUUGACCGGUAGAGAGAAACAGGUUUAUGAAUAUAUUGUGAGGCGAUUCUUAGCAUGCUGUUCAUUAGAUGCCAAGGGUGCGUCAACGACAAUUACUGUCAGAUGGAGUACGGAAUACUUUAGUACGACUGGAACAGUUGUUCUUGAAAGAAAUUUUUAUGAUAUUUUCAAAUAUGCAAAUUGGACAUCGUCUUCGAAAAGCUUACCUGUGUUAGCUGUUGGCGAGCAGGUCCCUAUAGCAGACGCAAAGAUUACCUCAGGAAAAACAUCAAAACCUCAACCUCUCACUGAAACUGAACUGAUUGCACUCAUGGAUAAAAAUGGAAUAGGUACAGAUGCAACUAUUGCGGAACAUAUUGAAAAGAUCAUCCAACGCCAAUAUGUUAUUAAGGAGAAAGAUGGACAUGGUAGAGGUGCAAAGGAGUGUUUAUUUCCUACUCCUUUAGGAUAUGCAUUGGUUGAUGGUUUCUCAAAGAUUGAUCUUCAGGACAUUUCACUGACGAAGCCGUUCUUACGUAAAGAUAUGGAAUCUGAUCUAUCAGCUAUUUGUGAUGGUAGAAAGACGAAACAGGAAGUGUUACAAGAAACCCUUAAAAUAUACAAAGAUGCAUACUCAAUCACUGAAGACCAAAUGCCGCUCCUUAUACGGGCAUAUAGGGAUUCAAUUAGGCACGUUCAGUCACAAACUUAA
Pichia kudriavzevii is the source of this 1893-nucleotide messenger RNA. RefSeq lists its product as uncharacterized. Lineage: Eukaryota; Fungi; Ascomycota; Pichiomycetes; Pichiales; Pichiaceae. The coding region runs from base 1 to 1893 and encodes 630 amino acids. The record is from RefSeq and is a predicted model, not a curated record. The transcript has a single exon. Gene Ontology annotation, biological process: DNA topological change. Gene Ontology annotation, cellular component: nucleus. Gene Ontology annotation, molecular function: DNA binding; DNA topoisomerase type I (single strand cut, ATP-independent) activity.